AUGGCCUCCACCUGCGACACCGCAAAUGGCUACGAUGGCCACAUGGGCCUGCGCAUUUCCGCCAUCUUCGUCAUCCUGAUAGGCUCACUGUUUGGCUCCGUCUUCCCCGUGCUCGCCAAACGGCUGGGCGGCAACGGCGUCCCGUCCUGGGUGUUUUUCAUCGCCAAAUACUUCGGCUCCGGGGUCAUUGUGGCCACGGCCUUUAUCCACCUGCUCGCCUCGGCCGAGGACGAGCUAAGGGAUCCGUGUCUCACUGGCCCCAUUACGGAUUAUAGUUGGACGGAGGGUAUUGUGCUUAUGACUAUUGUGGUGAUGUUUUUCGUGGAGUUGAUGGUUAUGCGGUACUCUUUUCCCGAUGGACAUGGACAUGGACACGGACAUGAAGAUGAUCACUCGUCUUCUGACUCGGACUCGGGCUCGGGCUCGGGGUCCAAUUCGCAUUCUCAUUCAAAUUCACAAUCGACUCUUGGGGUGAAUGCUGCUAUCAUGGCUGCCCCCAACAAAGAACAGGAACACAUGCCCGGUAACGACCAUCUCAGCCACACCCGGGACCACCGCGACAUCGAGUCUGCCAGCUCCAAGGAACCUGACAUGAGCACCGAGGACUACGCAGCCCAAUUAGCAGCGGUCUUCAUCCUCGAAUUUGGCAUCAUCUUCCACUCCGUCUUCAUUGGACUUACCCUCGCCGUCUCCGGCAGCGAUUUUAUCACGCUCUACAUCGUGCUAGUCUUUCACCAGACCUUUGAAGGACUCGGUCUGGGCUCGCGUCUGGCCACACUACCAUGGCCCGAAUCCAAACGCUUCACGCCCUACCUGCUCGGUAUAGGGUACUCGGUAUCGACUCCGAUCGCGACUGCAAUCGGCCUCGGGGUGCGUUCCACGUACGCCCCCAACGGCCGAACGACGCUAAUUGUGAAUGGCGUGUUUGACGCUAUUUCCGCCGGCGUCCUGAUCUAUACGUCUCUCGUCGAGCUCAUGGCGCACGAGUUCAUGUUCAGUGCUUCCAUGCGCCGGGCGCCUUUGUCCACUGUGCUAUUUGCGUUUGUGCUGAUAUGCCUUGGCGCGGGUCUGAUGGCAUUGCUGGGGAAAUGGGCAUGA
Molecule: messenger RNA, 1098 nt
Organism: Talaromyces atroroseus
Lineage: Eukaryota; Fungi; Ascomycota; Eurotiomycetes; Eurotiales; Trichocomaceae
Product: Zinc-regulated transporter 2
Exons: 1
Coding region: 1-1098 (365 amino acids)
Biological process (GO): zinc ion import across plasma membrane
Cellular component (GO): plasma membrane
Molecular function (GO): low-affinity zinc ion transmembrane transporter activity
Source: RefSeq, a predicted model, not a curated record